Chenopodium quinoa (quinoa) is the source of this 783-nucleotide messenger RNA. Its product is annotated as protein NRT1/ PTR FAMILY 1.2-like. Gene Ontology annotation, biological process: transmembrane transport. The coding region runs from base 1 to 783 and encodes 260 amino acids. Gene Ontology annotation, molecular function: transmembrane transporter activity. Lineage: Eukaryota; Viridiplantae; Streptophyta; Magnoliopsida; Caryophyllales; Amaranthaceae. Gene Ontology annotation, cellular component: plasma membrane. The transcript is spliced from 3 exons. The record is from RefSeq and is a predicted model, not a curated record.
AUGACAUUGAUACUAUACCACAGGGACGAUGCUUCUAUGGUCAACAACUAUGAUCCAGGAGCAACGCCAUACAAAUUCGAAUCCGCCGCUAACACUAACCCAUCUCCAACACCAUUUCAGCUCAUCCUUCUUUUCUCUUCUUUUGGCCUAAUGUCAAUUGGCACAGUGGAAUUAGGGUGGCAAGCUGGCUUCGGAGUUCCUACCUUGCUUAUGUUACUUUCGGUUGUUUCGUUCUUCUUGGCUUCUUCGUUUUAUGUCAAGGUGAAGCCUCCUAAGGCUAGCUUGCUUACCGGAUUCGCUCAAGUCAUCGUUGCUUCUUGGAGGAAUAGGCAUUAUGAGUUUCCAAGCGAGUUGAAUGUGGACAAAGUUUAUCAUGUUGUGAAAGGAUCUACGCAAGAAUUUCCAAGCGAGAAACUAAGGUCUCUAAACAAGGCGUGUAUUGUGAUGGACCCUAGACAAGACCUCACCCCAGAUGAAAUGGUGGUUGAUCCAUGGCGUUUAUGCACAAUAGAUCAAGUUGAAGAUUUCAAAUCAAUCAUCAACUUAAUCCCAUUAUGGUCAACCGGAAUCAUGAUGGGUGUGCAUGCAAACACAACUUCAUUUCGAGUCCUUCAAGCAUUCUCGAUGGAUCGACAUAUCCUAACCCCAACCUUCGAAAUUCCUCCAGGCUCCUUUGGUACCUUUGGACUAAUCACAUUGAUGUUUUGGCUCAUCCUUUAUGACCGUGUUAUCAUCCCUAAGGCGUCCAAGGUCAUGGCAAACCCGUACGUUUGCACGUUAUGA